AAUACACUUUACAAAAAAUGGGAAAAUAAGGGAGAAUCCCAAAAUAAAAUAGUGAAAUUAUAGCAUCACCAUUGUUGUUGUUCUCAAAUACCCCUAAAAAUGCUUCGAAGCCUUACGCUUACCACUUCUUCUUCCUCUUCUUCUCUGGUCGCUAAACCUUUCUUUUCUCAUUCUCCCAAGCUUCCCCACUCCUUCUCUCCUCCCUCUCUCCCUUUCCCUCAAACCAGACGAUCCAUUUCCCUUCACACACGCCCCAUGAACAUCCUCAAAAAUCUAGGCUUCGGAGCCAACAACAAGCCUUCCCCGUCCAUGGAGGGUUCCUCCAUCGCUCAGGGUCCAGACGACGACGUCCCUGCUCCUGGUCAACAGUUUGCACAGUUCGGCGCGGGUUGCUUUUGGGGUGUUGAAUUGGCCUUCCAGAGAGUUCCAGGGGUGACGAAAACGGAGGUGGGGUAUAGCCAAGGGUUUAUGCAUAAUCCUAGCUAUGAAGACGUGUGUACGGGGUCCACCAACCAUAAUGAAGUUGUGAGGGUUCAGUAUGACCCUAAAGAGUGUAGCUUUGACACUUUGCUUGAUGUAUUCUGGGCUCGCCAUGAUCCUACUACCCUCAACCGCCAGGGGAAUGAUGUGGGAACACAGUAUAGAUCUGGUAUAUACUUCUACACACCGGAGCAGGAGAUGGCAGCACGGGAGUCCAUGGAAAAACAACAGAAACUCUUGAACCGAAAGAUUGUUUCCGAGAUUCUGCCUGCCAAGAAGUUCUAUCGAGCAGAGGAAUAUCACCAGCAGUACCUUGCCAAAGGAGGUCGAUUCGGUUUUAAACAAUCUGCUGAGAAAGGGUGCAAUGAUCCUAUCCGAUGCUACGGCUAAGUUCCCAUUACUCUAUAUAUAGUUUUUAGCUUAUGAUUGUUUACAGUUUUCUGCUUUUGCCUGUCACUAGCAUAUUACAUCCUAUUUUUCUUAUUGAAAUUGGAAAGAGUGCCUGCUUAUUUAUGUAUGUAGUGAACAUGGAUUUGUAAUUAUUUACAGUCCCGAAUCCAGUAUCUAUAUUUUGUUAAUUAAUGUUAUAGGGUUUCAUGUUUAACUUCAA
Messenger RNA from Gossypium raimondii (Peruvian cotton), 1090 nucleotides. RefSeq names its product peptide methionine sulfoxide reductase A1. Gene Ontology annotation, cellular component: cytoplasm. Gene Ontology annotation, molecular function: peptide-methionine (S)-S-oxide reductase activity. NCBI's taxonomy places the organism in Eukaryota, Viridiplantae, Streptophyta, Magnoliopsida, Malvales, Malvaceae. The transcript has 2 exons. Gene Ontology annotation, biological process: cellular response to oxidative stress. The record is from RefSeq and is a predicted model, not a curated record. Bases 100 to 870 code for a protein of 256 amino acids.